This is a messenger RNA of Lathyrus sativus (Indian pea), 1092 nucleotides long. NCBI's taxonomy places the organism in Eukaryota, Viridiplantae, Streptophyta, Magnoliopsida, Fabales, Fabaceae. The record is from the annotation of a GenBank genome assembly.
AUGGUUGCCGAAAGCUUUUGUCAGAAGCGAAGCGAUCAUCCUUUCAUUCUAGGUCUUCAACCGUCUGCACUCGUUGAUACCGUCGCUCGCGUUGAUUGCUCGUUGCUCGAUCGUAUUCCCGGCGAACGCGGUGGCUCUAUUCCCGUUGCGAUUGAAGAGCUUGAAUAUAUACUGAAGGAAGUUGAAACUAGUUCUCGUGAUGAGGCUAAUGAUGAUUCCCGUUCUUGUGUGAUGAAAACUAUGGCUGGUGGAAGUGUUGCCAAUACGAUUCGUGGUCUUAGUAGUGGUUUUGGGAUUUCUAGUGGAAUUAUUGGAGCGUGUGGAGACGAUGAACAAGGUCAAUUGUUUGUUAAUAAUAUGUCGUCUCAUGGCGUUGAUCUUUCUAGACUUCGGAAAAAGAAUGGACACACUGCACAGUGUGUUUGCUUGGUAGAUGAAUUGGCUAAUCGAACAAUGCGGCCCUGUCUCUCAAAUGCUGUCAAAGUACAGGCUCAAGAAUUGACGAAAGAGGAUUUCAAAGGCUCCAAGUGGUUGGUUUUGAGAUAUGCAAUACUCAAUUUGGAAGCUAUUCAAGCAGCCAUUGCUUUGGCCAAACAGGAAGGUCUUCUUGUUUCCUUGGACUUGGCCAGUUUUGAGAUGGUUAGGAACUUUAAAUUACCACUUCUGAAGUUGCUGGAAUCUGGAAACAUAGACCUCUGCUUUGCCAAUGAGGAUGAGGCAACAGAACUUUUAAGGGGCGAACAGAAUGCUGAUCCAAUAGCCGCAGUAGAAUUUCUUGCCAAAUACUGCCAAUGGGCUGUGGUAACAUUGGGCUCUGAUGGAUGCAUUGCUAGACAUGGGAAGGAGAUGAUACGUGUCCCGGCGAUAGGAGAAUCAAAGGCAACUGAUGCUACAGGAGCAGGAGACCUUUUUGCAAGUGGAUUCUUGUACGGAGUGGUUAAGGGUUUGUCACUAGAAGAAUGCUGCAAAGUAGGCACAUGUAGUGGUGGAUCUGUCAUCCGCUCUCUUGGUGGUGAGGUAACAUUAGAGAAUUGGCAAUGGAUGUACAAGCAGAUGCAAGUGAAGGGUCUUCCCACACCCGAGGGCUUAUGA